GUUAAGACUGCACGCGCCGACCUCGACCAGGACCCUGCCCACGAGAACCUCGAGCACCCUCAGCACUUGAUGGGACCGGAAAAGAAUGUCCGGUGGCGCGGGGGAACUCCCCCCUCGCCACCAACGUGGCGAUACGAUGUGACAGAUUUGAGGGCAUUCUCGAAAUGGUCGAGGAAAGUGCAGAUAUGGGAAAUGCAAAUCAAGACGUAUAUGACUCCACGCGAGGCCUCGCUCCUCCUCUACAGCUCCCUUUCGGGGGAGGCGGAAGCCGAACUCGAACACGCCCCCCUCGACAAGAUCAACUGCGACAGCGGUAUACAUUUUUUCUUGGAGUCCCUCAGAGCACCUAUGGAACAAAAAGCUGUGUAUCAAAAACGCAAGUUUUUGUCGGAUUUCGAGCAACUCAGCCGAUAUCCAGGAGAAGGACUCCGGACCUACGCGAACAGAUACCGCCGAGUCGAAAGGUCGCUGGAAGCUUUGGGAGUCAGUAUCACCGGCAUGUAUGAUUCCGAGGCCCGGGGAAAUCGUUUACUCGAGCGUGCCCGCUUGACGCCGGCAGACCAGAGGCUGAUAUUGGUUGGCGCCAGGUACAGCCUCGACUUCGACAACGUGGCCGAGAGCAUGGUCAUGCAGUACCCGGAGUUCAAGGCGGCCCCGCCGGUGGUGAACAAGGACGGGACUUUGGUUAGCAAGCCCUUCUUGCCCUCCCGGGACAAGGGCGGCAAGGGAGGCCACAGCACACCGGCCGGACAAUCUCCUGGCAAAGGGGCUUUCCACGACCGUGGCAAAGGACCGGCCCCCCGCAGGGUGUACGUGACCGAGGAGGCCGAGCACAUGGAGCAGAUUCCCGAGGAGCAGCCCGACCUCGUCGCCGACGGCAGCCCCGACGACGCGGACGGCCCCGACGCCGAGCAGCCGGAGCCGGACGACGUGGAGGACUACCCCGACCUCUCUGAAGUGGCAGAGGUCUUGACCGUCACUGCAAAGAAGCUUUCUGGGCUUCGCCUUGGCCGGAAGUUCAGCGGGGGACCUCGCCGAGACCCCGCCGCCGUGAAGAAGGAGACGCAUUGUAAAGCAUGCGGGGCCCUGGGAUACUGGAAGGGGGACGAAGAGUGCCCGAUGACGCCAAAGCCCGGCACUUCGAGCUCACGGCCGGGCGCUUCGACAUCAGGGCCUGGACCUUCCGGCAAGGGCUCACCUGGAAAGGGCCCGCCACAGCAGCAGAGCCGAAAGCCGGCCCACCAGACCUUCUUCAUGCGGGACGCGGGCACCUACGAGGCCACCGACGUCCCCGAGUAUGGCGCCCUUUUUCAAGCCAAUGUUGUUUUCAAGGUGCAGGCCAAGCCCGAGAUGUGUGCAGAUUUUUCUCGUGUCAUGGUUUUGGGCACGGCUUGCCAGCGCACCUGUUGCGGAGUCGACUGGGAAAGGAGCCACGACCGCCAGCUCAAGAAGCACGGCCUCGGCUCACACCAGGUUUCUUGCACAGACUCGUUCCAGUUCGGAAGCGGAGACCCGCUUAAAGCGGCCCGGCGCAACUACUUGCCCGUGGGCCUCGGAGGCACCAACUUGAUUCUCGGAGUUGGCGUCGUGACUGCAAAAAUUCCCUUGCUUGCCUCCAAUAAGCUUCUGGACCAGCUUGGCAUGAUCCUUGACUUGCCCCGGAACCGCGUCUGCUUUGAGAAGUUGUCUGUCACAGUGCCGUUGCUUAGGAUCGGUGGUCACCUCACAGUCUGCAUCACUGACUUUAGCAACCAUGUCACAUGGCAGCAGCUGCAAGAGACCGUGAACUGGGAAAGCGCUCCCGCCGAGCUUGUGGCCCAAGACGUCGCAGAGACCGGGCCGAAGAGCACACCGCCGUCGCAUGGAUCGUGUGACCUCCCGUGCGCCGCCCCCACCUGGAUGGCUUCGCUGCUGGCGGCGCCUCACGGAUCACCUUCUUCACUUCCGGAAGCAGGUCUUCAUGAGCUUGGCGGUGGCGGUGAACCUGGACAUCCUCCCGGCCACGGUGUUCGAGACGAUCCCGCCGGUGCUGGACGUGGCCUUCAACCAUCCCCAGAGCACCUGCGAGCAUCCCGAGUACGUCCGCUACGGCAACUCGUUCGGGAAGUUCGCCCGGUGCAAGAAAUGCCACCGGAGACUCCGGUGGAGCGAGCAUCGAGGAGCAUGGGAAGAUCACCCAAAGGCGGGCUUCGCCACUACACUACUUUCUUCGCGACCGCCUUUACCAUGCUCUGCCAAUAUCUUAUCGGAGGCGGCGCCAUCGAGCAGCACAGCGUUCCGGCCUUCAUCCCGGACUUCCCGCACCGGCGCCACGGCGAAGGCUUCCCCGAAGAAGCGAUCGGCACGCCGAGCUUCGGCGAGCAGCGCCUCCGAGAUGGACGUCGACCCCUGGAAGCUGCUCAACGCCGAGGACUCGGAGACCUACGACUGGACCGAGGCCGCGUGAAGCGGCUCAAGGGCACAUGUGCAAAAUCAGCAAAGGUGCUCGAGAGCGAGAAGGGGAUCUACGAGGCAGCGCCGUCGACUACCACGCGGCCGCCCCCGACGGUGGACUAUUUGUCUGUCUUCCCGGACCGCUACCACAUCAGGGACGGCCUCGCCUCAAGACGAAUAUCCUCUUCGACUUUUUCUGCUGGGGUGGCCGACCGUCUUCGCGACGACCCGGAGGGAUGGAGAGGAGCACUACGAGCACUACGUCGGCUUCGGCCACACGUUCUUUGCCUCUCCUACCUCGACUUCUUCCCCGACGGCACCCUCGGCAACAAUAUGCACCACCUCCUGGCCGACCAGAUCGACCACGGCAGGGCCUUUAUCGUGAUGACGAGGCCCGGCUCCAGCUUGGGAGCACACUGCCAGCAGCUAGCCGACCACUCCUUUGCGACGACCCGGCUGGCUAGAGACACCCCGGUGCACGUCUACACCAACAUCCCUGGAGCCGCGGCGACCCUUGCGGACACCUACCACGAGAACUACCAGACCGAGGCCCUCGAGCCCCUCCUUGGCACGAUUACGGACUAUGUUGUCGGCAAGGAACCCCUGCGGUUCGGCAUCUACGAGGCCUUCGUCAGCUACCGCACCCCCGUGACCGAGCAGACGGCCUGGAACGAGAUGGCCGAAAUGCUGCACCGUUCCUUUGGCAGUUCGAGCUCUCGGCCCUUCUACGUGGAUCCGGCCGGGGAGGUGGGGCAAAAGAUUUCAGAUUUGUUUCGGUUGCGUUUGGCCCGGAUCCAGUGCGUGCAGACACCCACUCAGAGGAGGAUGCCGACGGACAUCCCCUUUACUGCCAGGGCAGCCUUUCUGAUGUAUGCCGACGGCAGCCGCACCGUCGAGGUGGAAGACCUCAGUCUGGUUCAGCAGCCGAAGCAGCGUUUUUCCAAGGCGGUGAGGUACGCUAUUUUGGCGUAUGUUGACCUCAUCGAAGAUAAGGCAGAGCAAAUCCCCGAGGUCCCGGUCGCCGGCUUGCCGACAGACAUCACCUUUCCAGGCCUGGCUCCUACUGUGCCUCUUGAGGUGAGACGCGCAAUAGCAAGAGCCCACGUGAACUUAGGGCACGCGACACCUGAAGAGCUACUGAGACUUGCGGUGCAAACUGGCACGCAGAGCGACCUGUUCUUGCAGGCCAUCCGGCGACUUAGAUGCGCCACUUGCGAACGACUUCGUGGCCCCCAAAAACCUCCGCCGGCUACCGCGACCACGAGAGCAACACAGUUUGGUGACAGGGUCGAGGCGGACGUUUUCUACUGCCGAGACCUCCGAGGACGUUCGGUGAUUGUGUUGGGGGUCGUGGACGCAGCGACAAGGUUGCAUCAGCAUCAGGCGGCCAUACUUCCUUCGAGGGACCCCGAAGUUGCAUACGAGGCGCUCGAGCGAAUCUGGUUGCGCCCCUUUGGCCUCAUGGUGGAGCUUGCCGUCGACCCGGACGGCACCUUUCAAGGAGCUUUUGAGGAGCGCCUUCGCUCACACGGCGUCCUCGUGAACUACUGUGCCGCGGACGCACACUGGCAGAUAGGACAGGUGGAGAGACAGAACGCCUUCCUCCGCACGGUGAUUGAGAAGUUGGUGGACACCUUCGCGGCCACCGACGUGACCGAGAUGCAGCUCCUGUUGGCUCCCGCCUUGCACGCUGUCAACUCUAUGGUGCUGACCAGGGGAAGGAGCGCAUACCAGGCAGUUUUCGGUCGCGUUCCUCGUUUGCCUGGCGGCCUCUUCUCCGACAGCCACGCCCUGGCGACGACACCGACCACAGACGCAGCAGCCUCGGCCGAGAUCGUCAGGGCCGAGGCCACCAAGACGAUAGCCGACCUCAACGUGAAGCAGAGCUUGCCGCGGGCCAUUCUCCGAAAGACCCGCAACGUCCGCGUGGCAGAUCUCCAGCCCGGCCAGCCUUGCGCCUACUGGGAAGCGCGGCAUCAAGAAGCGGGGUCAGGGACUUCAACUGCCAUGGUUGCCAUCGAGCAAUUGCGGGUGGCAACGGGCUUCGAGGCCUGGGUUCCGACUGAGGAGGAGGUUCAGAUGCUGAAGGACGCCGCCAAGAACCUGGACAGCUCUGUGUGGGCCGACGAGACGGGACCGCCGCCACCAAAGAGGCAGCUCGACGAGGACGAAGUGGACUUGGACACCGAGCUCUUCGACGGCGCCGCCCCAGAGCUCGCAGCAGCAACGGCGGCAAUACCGCAGACACCUCCGUCCGGACCGGCGCCUUCCGUUCUAGGAGACCCAGGUCUGCAGAUGAACCAACAGAACCAGACGGUGGUGAUACAGCCCCACCUGCAGCAGACCAUCAUUCAAAACACGGCUCGCCUUGGGGACCCUGCACAAGGACUGGAGUCAGCUCUGUACGAGUCGGCCGACUUCGCAGACAUUCCUGGCAUGGAAGAGGAACCUCCUGUACCACAAGCUUUUCCCGAGGGCCUACUACCUGCCAAGCGGCCCUUCGACUCCUUGACCACCCUCUUCUACGAGGACGGCAACCUUCACCACUACGUUCCCGGCGUCACCUUUGACGAGAGCUACGGUCCUAAAGCCGAGAACUACUACGAGGCCUACUUAAGCUCCGCCUACCGCAAGGACGACCUCAAGCACUCCAACAAGGACCCCGCCGAGACCGACACCAGUGACUCCGACUGGGACGACAGCGCGCCGGGAAAGCACAACAAGAAGCCGCUUACCAGAGCAGAAGCUAAGGCCUUGGACCGCGAGAUCCCCUGGCGCAAGAUCUUGGACAUGAACGAGAAGGACAUCGAAGCCUUCAAGGCCGCUACCGUGAAGGAGGCAAAGAGCUGGGAGGAAUGGGGGUCAGUCAAGCCCUUGUCGCACGCCGAGGCGGAGCGCGUGCUCAAGGACAAGAUCCUCUCGAAGCGGAUCCUCAGGACCCGCAGCUGCUUCCGCGACAAAAGCCGAGGACUAGCCGAGCUCGUCCCGAAGUGCCGGGUCGUGGCGUUGGGACACAAGGACCCCGACAUCUUCCGUCUCAACCGAGAAUGCGCCACCCCGAACAGGACCUCAGAGCACAUAUUGUUCUGCGUGAUGGUGGCGGGCCACAACAAGGAGUUCGACGACAGCGGCCUUAGCUGGACAGCCUGGAGCGGCGACGCCAGCACCGCCUUCCUGCAGGGCGAUACCAAGGACUCGGAGCGGGACCAACCGCUCUACUUGCUGCCCCCGACCGAUGGCAUUACAGCCAUGACGGAUUGCUGGAAGGCCCGGCUCUACCUGGUGUGUACCAACAUCUACGGGCUCAGCAAUGCGCCCAGGCUGUGGGCACUUACGGUGAUUGCCCGGCUCAAAGAGAUUGGCUACCAGCAGCACGCCUUUGACAAGAUGGUUUUCCUUAAGUACCGCGAUGGGCAGCUGGUGUCCAUUAUCAUCGUCUAUGUGGACGAUUUUAUUGGAGCUUACCGCGAGGACCACGACAACACCGAGGUCACUCAGGCCUUCCGCUGGGGUGUCCUCCAGGAGUUCGCCCUCAACAAGACCGUCACCUUCAAGGGAAAGCAGCUCACCCUGAAGGAAAAGCCCGGAGGCCGUGUUUACCUCCACGUUUGCCAGAAGGAGUUCAUCGAAGGCAUGUCCCCCGGGAAAAUUCCACGUGGGAGCGACCUCGACCAGCUUCUCAACGACGACCAGAAGGCAGAAUUCCGAAGCAUAGCCGGCUGCCUCCAAUGGAUCAGUGGCCAGACAAGGCCAGAGCUGGCCGCUGUGAACAGUUUGGCAAACCACGGCUCUAAGUCGACCCUCGCGGACCUUCGCGACCUCUACCAGGCCGUAGACUUCGCACGGGAGACCAAGGAGGACGGCUUCAUCAUCCCCGACGUGCCCCUCAACAAGGCCACGGUGGUUUUGGCGUACUCCGACGCCAGUUGGGCAAACGCUGACCAGAGCAGGUCCCAGUGUGGAGUGCUGAUCGUGCUCUGCAGCACGACAGUGCUGCAGAAGACCGUUCCGGCCAUGAUCGUGGACUGGAAGUCUUGCCGGUCCCAAAGGGUGUGCCGUUCGACCUUGGCAGCUGAGAGCUGCGCUGCAGACGAAGCCUGCGACAGGAGCUCCUACGUGAACAUGUUCCUGGGAGAGCUCCUCUAUGAGGUGCCCGCGCACCGAGUCGGCCAACGACUCCACAACCUCGCCGCCAUGGAUGCCAAAAGCCUCUACGACGUGGUGGUCAGUGAUUCUCCGAACCUGAGUGAUAAGCGCUCCCUGGUAAAUAUCAGGGCUAUACAGGAGGUCGUAGCCGCCGAAAGAUUCCACUGGGUUCCCACCACUCUUAUGUGGGCAGACUCUCUUACAAAGCAGUCCCUGGAACUCCAGCUUUCAAUGCACGAUUGGCUGCAGAACCCUACAGCUACCUUAAAACAGUAG
Symbiodinium necroappetens is the source of this 6855-nucleotide messenger RNA. NCBI's taxonomy places the organism in Eukaryota, Dinophyceae, Suessiales, Symbiodiniaceae. The record is from the annotation of a GenBank genome assembly.